CAUUCAUGACAUUACUUAUUGGAUCAAUAUUAUUACCUGUAUUGGUGCUAGUCGGUGAUAUCGUAUUUAUGUUCGUGGUCGUAUCGGCCGCCCUUGGUGCUGUCGUUAUGACAAUUUAUGGUGGAUUUGAAACUGGGAUUGAAUUUUGUCAUAGAAUUACCAUGGCCGUUCCUGAAACUUAUUGGGAAAUGAUCUUUCCUUCGAGUUUUGAGGAGAAAAGUACAAACUGGAUCUUGAAUUGA
Funneliformis caledonium is the source of this 242-nucleotide messenger RNA. Lineage: Eukaryota; Fungi; Glomeromycota; Glomeromycetes; Glomerales; Glomeraceae. The record is from the annotation of a GenBank genome assembly.